CCUAAACCCACACUUUUCCUUCCUCUUCAACAGUUAAUCGCGCCCGUCUCAAUUUGCUUGCAUCUCCAUUUCUUCUUCCCUCCGGUUGUUUGGGGGAAGGGCUUGUCAUUGUUUCCAUGGUUAGAAGCAUUUUGGUUGGAAGUUUGUGACAUCAAUUUACCUGAUAAACAUUGCUUGAAAUAAGGUUUCCAUUUUUCUCCUGAUAAGUCUACCCUACUGCAUACCUAAUGGGAACUUACAGCAACUUUCUAUGGAGUCUUGCAAAAAAAUCUUUAACAGCUGGGCUCAUAGCAGUUACAAUUUCAGAUCGACUUGCCAGUAUCUCCCCAGUUCAUGGUUACUCUAUGUCCCCCACGUUAAAUCCAAAAACAAAUACUCUUCCAGAGUUAUUUUCUAGAGACUAUGUUCUGAUGGAGAAGCUUUGCCUUCAAAGAUACAGAUUUUCACAUGGUGAUGUGGUUGCUUUCAGCUCUCCAGAAAAUUACAAACAGAAACUUAUAAAAAGAAUUAUUGGGUUACCAGGUGACUGGGUUGCAGUUCCUCAUUCUUAUGAUGUUGUAAGGGUUCCAGAAGGACAUUGUUGGGUUGAGGGAGACAAUUCAGCUAACAGCAAAGACUCAAGGUCUUUAGGUCCUAUUCCUUUGGGUUUGAUUUGUGGAAGGGCCACCCACAUUGUAUGGCCUCCACGUAGAAUAAGCAAACUUGAGAGUAGAAUUCCCCAAAGCAGACUCUCUUCUUCCUAAUUGGGGUGUCCAAUGCUGCACUGCUGGACCAUUGCCAACAAGUCAGAAACUCAGAAUACAGGUUUUUUUCGUGAUCUUUUUACCCCAGGAAUGCACACACGAUGAUAGAAUUGUUUGCAUUCUUUAGCAGUGACAGAAUUCUUUGAUUGCAUUCUUGCAAUAUCAUCAAAGUAGUUCCUGCUGUAGUUAUAUGGACCUAAAUAUAAGAGCUUUUAGGUUGGAGGGAGCGCUAUAACGAUUCAUGAGAGGUUUAGUAGUUUUUCUGAGAGCUAUUUCUCAUUGAAUCCUUGCUGCCUUGUAUUCAAAAUCAAAUUAUUCAAAUUUAGACAUGGAAUUGUGAGACAAUGCUUUGCUUGAAAGAGAAUAAUGGGAAAAAGUUUGCUCAUUUGCGAUAUUUUUUAAUAAAAUAGAGAUUAUUAUUUGAAAUCAUUUAUGUAGAUUUUUACUAGCAAAUUCAUCAUUGAUGGCUCUUAAGAAAAAAUGUAUUGCAAAUUUGCAACUUCCAGCAUAUUGGUUUCCAGAAUUGGGAUAGUGCCUGCCUGCCUGCCUGCCUGCCUGCCUGCCUGCCUGGUGCUCCAAGAGCAAAACCAGAAAGAAAUAACAGUAGAACAAUAGUAUGAGGGGGUUUAUGUCCAGACGAAGCAUGGUUCAUGUAAAUGCUCGGAAGUUUCUUUUUGGAAGAAUUGGAGUGUAGAGAAUGUGCCUGACAACGUCCGUGAAUGGUGGGAUACUUAAGGUAAUGGUAGACCAAAACCUGGCGUUAUGGUGCCGUAUGGACCCCAAGUUCUCUUCAUCAUUGCCUGAUGGCCCGGCUGGUUCAAUUGGUUAAGUGGGUCGUUUUCUUCGGCCAUAACCAUAAGUUUAAGAUUUAAGUGGGUCAUUUGAAAUUUGAGUCUUUUUACUUCCUCCCUUGACCUUGUUAAGUGGUUUUUCUUAAAACUCAAAUUUUGUUCCAAAUUAAUUGUCUGUUUCGAC
This is a messenger RNA of Rubroshorea leprosula, 1718 nucleotides long. NCBI's taxonomy places the organism in Eukaryota, Viridiplantae, Streptophyta, Magnoliopsida, Malvales, Dipterocarpaceae. The record is from the annotation of a GenBank genome assembly.